AUGUCAGGCUGGAUUCAAAGGCAGAUACACUCUCCCUAUGUGCAGUUGGCAGGUGUUGCAGUUCUGUCCGGUGCAGCUGUUGCUGGUGCCAUUUUUGGAUAUCAGUCCAUGAAGAGACAAGCAGCAGUACAGAAAUUGAAAGCGUCCAUUCCGGAACUUGACGAGCAGUAUACAACACAGAAGUUGAAGCUCACAGGAUUCGGACUAGCAACGCCGCCGAACCCUAGUAAAGAAGAUGAACGAGGUACUACUCUUGCUCGAAGAGCCCAAGCAGGAGACUAUGAUGAUGAUUUAAUCCUAGAACAACUUGCUCGAAAUCGCGUCUUCCUUACCGAAGAUGGAUUAGCAAAACUUCGUUCCUCCUUCGUAAUAAUUGUGGGAUGUGGUGGCGUCGGCUCUCAUGCUGCCGCAGCCCUGGCGCGCUCUGGAGUGUCCCAGAUCCGUUUGAUAGACUUUGAUCAGGUCACCCUUUCGUCAUUAAAUCGACAUGCUGUUGCAACUCUUUCAGAUGUGGGCACGCCAAAAGUCCAAUGCAUGCGAAAGAGGCUGGAGCAAAUAGUGCCUUGGGUCCGGUUUGACUGCCGGGAUGAACUGUAUAGCCAAGCCGCCGCGGAUACUUUACUAGGCCCGUGGAACAUGCAAGGUGACAAGGUGACGUGGAAGCCAGACUAUGUUCUGGACUGUAUUGAUAACAUUUCGUCCAAGGUCUCCCUCCUUCACUACUGCCAUUCCCACAACAUCCCCGUCAUUUCUUCCAUGGGCGCAGGAUGUAAAUCCGACCCCACUCGCAUCGCAAUAGGCGAUAUCUCCUUGAGCGCCGAGGAUCCUCUCUCCAGAAGUACGCGGCGUCGAUUGAAGACACUUGGGGUAAGCUCAGGAAUUCCAGUGGUUUUCUCUACCGAAAAGCCCGGUCCUGGAAAGGCUGCCUUACUGCCUCUGGCUGAGGAAGAGUUUGCGAAAGGGGAGGUUGGCGAACUCGGUGUUCUCCCCGAUUUUCGGGUGCGAAUACUCCCCGUCGUCGGCACGAUGCCAGCUGUAUUUGGAUAUACCCUCGCCAACCAUGUUAUUUGUGAAAUAUCUGGAUAUCCCAACGAGUACAACGCGGGUGCCAAAGGCCGAGAAAAGAUGUAUGACAGCAUCUUGGGAGCACUGCAGGGGAUGGAGGAACGCAUAGCGAAAUUCGAAUCUGGCCAAGAUCCUGUCGGACUACGCAUACCCAUUAACAAAGAUGAUGUCGCCUACUUGAUUGAGGAAGUGUGGAGAGGAAAAAGCGUCGUCACCGGCUUGGCUACACGGCUGAUGUUGGUGCGUUGGAAGCAGCCGGAGCAUGGAUUUGGUCCUGAUCCGCUCUGGGAGCAGGAAGGGCAAAGGGGAGCGCGACUUGACCUGAAAGAACUGGUUUGCAUGACCAAGGAGGAAGCGCUGCGACAUGAACGGGAAGUUCUCAAAGGUGGUAAGGCUGUCGAGGACUUAUAUGAUGAGAAAGUAAUUCGGAAAGUCGAGGAGCGGAUACGCGAGCAAGAGGUUUACGAAAGAUAUAGAUAA
Molecule: messenger RNA, 1545 nt
Organism: Histoplasma mississippiense
Lineage: Eukaryota; Fungi; Ascomycota; Eurotiomycetes; Onygenales; Ajellomycetaceae
Exons: 3
Coding region: 1-1545 (514 amino acids)
Biological process (GO): cyclic threonylcarbamoyladenosine biosynthetic process
Cellular component (GO): mitochondrial outer membrane
Molecular function (GO): ubiquitin-like modifier activating enzyme activity; tRNA threonylcarbamoyladenosine dehydratase activity
Source: RefSeq, a predicted model, not a curated record